This is a messenger RNA of Colletotrichum chrysophilum, 789 nucleotides long. It is a transcript of the gene CAP1, whose product is annotated as F-actin-capping protein subunit alpha. Lineage: Eukaryota; Fungi; Ascomycota; Sordariomycetes; Glomerellales; Glomerellaceae. The coding region runs from base 1 to 789 and encodes 262 amino acids. Gene Ontology annotation, cellular component: actin cortical patch; F-actin capping protein complex. The transcript is spliced from 5 exons. Gene Ontology annotation, molecular function: actin filament binding. Gene Ontology annotation, biological process: barbed-end actin filament capping; actin cytoskeleton organization. The record is from RefSeq and is a predicted model, not a curated record.
AUGUCCCAAGUCGAGACCGUGUCCUCCUUUGUGGAGGGAGCCCCCCCUGGCGAGUCCCUCACCGUGUCCGACCCCGAACUCGUUUCGAGCCUCGAGCCGGCGUUCGAGAAGUACAAUGAAGAGCAGUUCAUCACAGUGAAGCUGCCCGGCGGCAGCCAGCAGGUCAUUGUCAGCUCUCACAACUCGCUGGGCAACGGUCAAUACUUUGACGUCGAGAGCUCCACGAGCUUCACCUUCGACCACAGCACACAGAAGGCCAGCAACGCGCAGAGCUACGUUCUGGAGGGCGCCAACGCCGACUUGAUCAAGUCGACGCUGAAGAGUCUCGGCCCCUACGUCAAGGAACACUUCCCCAACGCCGCGUACGGAGUCUACCCGACCGAGAACGACUCCAAGGUCGCCGUCAUUAUCGUUUCCAACAAGUACUCUCCCAACAACUUUUGGAACGGCCGCUGGCGCUCCCUCUACAUCUACGACCCCUCCUCCGAGAGCCUCGAGGGCUCCGUCAAGGUCGACGUGCACUACUACGAAGACGGCAACGUCCGCCUGCUCACCAGCCGCCCCACACAGACGUCCGUCUCGGGCACCGGCGCCGGCAUCGUCAAGGAGAUUUCGAACUCGGAGAAGAAGUACCAGGAGGAGCUCAACAGGGGGUUCACGAAUCUGAGCGAGGGAGCGUUCAAGGGCCUGAGACGGCAGCUGCCCGUGACCAGACAGAAGAUUGAGUGGGACAAGAUCACCUCGUACCGUCUCGGACAGGACAUUGGCGGAGGCAGCGGAAGGCGAUGA